Colletotrichum costaricense is the source of this 915-nucleotide messenger RNA. RefSeq lists its product as uncharacterized. NCBI's taxonomy places the organism in Eukaryota, Fungi, Ascomycota, Sordariomycetes, Glomerellales, Glomerellaceae. The transcript has a single exon. Gene Ontology annotation, molecular function: hydrolase activity. Bases 1 to 915 code for a protein of 304 amino acids. The record is from RefSeq and is a predicted model, not a curated record.
AUGGAGUCAUUCAUAAAAUCCAGGGAUACCCGACCUCAACUCCUUCAGAGCCUCUUAGCCGCUCUUCCUCCACUCGACAAGUCCCUCGAAGAAUUCCGCGACGUCGCAACUCUCUCAGAUGGCUACAAAAUUGAUCUCCAAAUUGUCCGCCCGCGCGGCGUAGACGAGUCGAACGCAGACCGGCCUCUCAUCCUCCUAUGGCCAGGUGGUGGUUUCAUCGUUGCCGGCGUCGAGCCGACGACCCGGCCCGCGCGGGAAUUUGCGCUUGAGUUCGGCGCUGUGGUGGUCAACGCGACUUACCGUCUCGCGCCUGAACAUAAGUUUCCCAGGUCAGUCAAGGACGGUUGGGAGACUGCUGUAUGGUUAUCGAAGAAUGCUAGUCGAUUCGGCGGGGAUAUCAGCAAGGGCUUUAUUGUCGGCGGGUGGUCUGCUGGUGCGAACAUUGCCUCGGUUGUCAGCCAGAGGUCUGGUGUCGAGGGAUUGAGCAUUACUGGCACGCUUCUGGGAAUACCAUUCCUGCUUGUCAAGGAAAUUGUGCCGGAGAAGUACGCCGAGGAGUGGGUUUCACGCGAGACCAACGCCGAAUGGAGCCCGACUUUUACUACCGCUGUUAUUAACGAUGUGUCGAAGGCGUUGCAGGCGGAGAUCAAGUCGCCAUGGUACUCGCCUUUCAACGAUCCUGAGGCCAUCCCUAAAUCACCCAAGGCUUAUAUUCAGGUUGGCGAUCGAGACCCGUUGAGGGAUGAUGGGUUGAUAUAUGCCAAAGUUUUGAAGGAUAAUGGAGUUGAGUCAAGAGUUGAUAACUAUCCUGACUGGGGACAUCAAGGCUGGACUAUCUUUGCUCCCCAAGACCAGCCUGCGGAGCUAGGGCCGAAUACGAUGAAGGGAAUGAGGUGGCUUUUGGGGAAGGAGUAG